Molecule: messenger RNA, 2830 nt
Organism: Dermacentor albipictus
Lineage: Eukaryota; Metazoa; Arthropoda; Arachnida; Ixodida; Ixodidae
Source: RefSeq, a predicted model, not a curated record
UCUGCUGCAGUUGUGCAGUACAUUUUUUUUAUAAUUGUGUCGGCAAUUCAAGUUUUCUUGUUCGUGUUUUGUUCAAACUUAUUCAAGUAAGCAAACAUGUUCCGUGCCAGAAGGACAUGACACAGUUAAGCAACACGCAUCCUGCCCCGUACUCAGGCAAUGAUCCACGGCGUAGAACGGAAAACGGUUAUCUCGGUGUCGUUUUUGGGGUUCGCGGCAGAAUCCGGGAAGCCACGCCCCCACACUGGUGCCCUUUUGUGAACGAGUCUCUUCGCUGGCCUCCAGGGACGACACCACGGACGGUUGCGGAGCCUAUGCCCUAGGAUAUCAAGAUAAAUAAAUGUUACCCUUAAAGAUGGAUAGCGCUCCUAGACCAAGCAGCGUGCUUUAGUAGGCGUGCCCUUGGACGUCGCUCAGCGUACGAAGAUGGAGAGAGGAUUAUUGAAGUGGGUAACCACGCGUUAUCCGUCCAUCAUCACAACCAUCGUCGAGGACAAGCCCUGCGUCGAUGGCGGAACAAACGACCCAGGAGAAAGCAGCAAUCCGAAACAAACUUCGCCAGACUUUGACAACUUGUUUCUCGACCUGGGAUACAUCUUACGCGUGUGCGCUAAUCCAGCUCACAAGCCUGCUCCCAAUAGCGAGGACGAAAUAAUGAAGGACAUAUUUGACUACAUUGACCGAGUCUUCAAGAUCGUUCGGCCAAGACGACUACUGUACAUGGCCCUGGACGGUGUGGUGCCCAGGGCCAGAAUGAACGCGGAGCGCUCGAAGCGCUUCAAGGGCGCCGAGGAGUCCGAGCAGCGGGCCACGAAAGAGCACGCGCUGCGGUCGGCGCUGGAGGAACGCGGCGAGCGGCUGCCUCCCGAGCGUCCGGACUUCGACGCCAACUGCAUCGUGCCGGGCACCGACUUCAUGGAGCGGGUCACCAAGUCGCUCCACUUCUACAUUCACCAGCGGCUCAACUGGGACGACAGCUGGAAGGACGUCCAGGUGGCGCUGUCCGACUCAAAGGUGCCCGGCGAAGGAAAGCAGAAAAUAAUGGACUUCAUCCGGACGCAAGAGGAGCGCCCCAACCACGACCCGAACACGAAGCAUUGUAUUUACGGUCAUGAUGCUGACCUGAUCAUGAUGUGCUUGCUGAUGCAUGCCGCAAACAUCACCAUCAUCAAGGAGGACCACCGCUUUGAUAUCAAAUUCUGUCGACUCUGCCAACAGACGGGUCACGAUAUGGAGAGAUGCGAAGGCCUUCCCGACGAUCGCCAAGAACGGAUGCCCACACCCGAAGUACCACUGGCCUUCGUCCACAUCGACGUGCUGCGUGACCGGCUGGCACGUGAUCUUCGAGUGAAGGACCUACCGUUUCCGUUCGACCCGGAGAGGGCCAUCGCCGACUGGGUGUUUCUUUGCCUUGUCGUUGAAAACGACUUCCUACCGAACCUGCCAUCUCUGUCAGUCAGUGAAAAUGCCGUUGAAAGACUCGAAACUAUCUACAAGGAAACGUUGUGCAAUCUGAAGGGCUACCUCACGGAAGAUGGAAGCGUCGAGCUCACCCGAUUCGAAGUGCUCAUGACCGAAUUGGCGAAGUCGGAAGAGGAGAUAUUCCGGAGGCGCCGUCGAAACCAAGUGAAUGCCGGAACGAUAGAGAGAGAAAAGCAGCAGCGGAAGGCGGCAGCCGACAAGGAAAAAGAGCGAGCCUUCAGCACUGACGAACGGUUGGCCGACAUUGACGACGUACUUGUGUCCACACAGGGCGCCAAGCGUUUUCUGUCCGACGAGAGCCUCGACGAAGAGGAGGACGACAUCGACGACGAAGUGCGCCUUUGGGAACCUGGCUGGAGACAACGGUACUACGUGGCCAAAUUCGACGUGAGCUCGGAUAACGAAGCGUUUCCACAUCACCUGGCCCGCGAAUACACCGAGGGACUUUGCUGGGUGCUUCGGUACUACGUUAAGGGAUCCGGGUCAUGGAAGUGGUUUUUUCCGCAUCUCUACGGGCCCUUUGCGUCGGAUUUCGUCAAUGUAGCCGACAUUGUCGUCGACACUAACCAAGAGACAGAACCUCUCAAGCCCAUGGAACAACUCAUGUUCGUCCUGCCGGUGACCAGCAGCCGUCACCUACCCGAACCGCUGGCUGACCUCAUGGAGGGCCCGAAGUCGCCUAUCAUUGAUUUCUACCCAAAGAAAUUCAGCAUCGACCCCAACGGCCACAAAUGGAACCGGCAAGGUGUCGCGCUGUUGCCCUUUGUGGAAGAGGGGCGGCUGCUUGAAGUUCUCCGCGUGGUAUACCCACUACUGGACACGAAUGAAUCCGAUCGCAACACCGAAGGUGACGUCCUCCUGUACGUGCGCGAAGGACAACCCGGCUACGACUACUUCAUGGAUCUCUACGACGCUUACGAUGACUACGACGAGGAAUUUGAGCUGGAGCCGCAGUACUUCAGCGGCAUUGGAGGCAAAAUCCUGUUGAGCCAGAACGUGGUUCCGAAAGGAAGUGACAUGGCGUCCCCGGUGGACGGCGUGGACCCCAUUCGCGACUGCGCUGUUACAUGUCAUUACUUGGACCUUCAGCGGCUUUCUUCUUUUUGCUUCUUGCUUUAUUCAGCGUACGCCACAGGAGCUCCAGAUAGGGAUGUUCCACUAUGGUUUCCGCUUCAGCCCAAGGUACCUGAACGAGAGCGCUGUGCCUUGAACUGCGACGCAGCUGCAGAGACGACGCCUCACGCUCGCUGCAACCGCGACAGAAGAGCAGUGCUUUUUUGCCCUAGGCUUGCGGAGCUUUCGAGCCACGACGUGACGCCGUAAAAUAAAUAAAGGUGUUUGAAAGUUA